Amphiprion ocellaris (clown anemonefish) is the source of this 4276-nucleotide messenger RNA. RefSeq names its product GDP dissociation inhibitor 1 (gene gdi1). Gene Ontology annotation, cellular component: cytoplasm. The transcript is spliced from 11 exons. Bases 236 to 1579 code for a protein of 447 amino acids. Gene Ontology annotation, biological process: protein transport; vesicle-mediated transport; small GTPase-mediated signal transduction. Gene Ontology annotation, molecular function: Rab GDP-dissociation inhibitor activity. The record is from RefSeq and is a predicted model, not a curated record. NCBI's taxonomy places the organism in Eukaryota, Metazoa, Chordata, Actinopteri, Pomacentridae.
AGAGUGCUCCGCGAUCAGGGCCAUCUUUGGUCGUCCUCGCCGGUGACAGUGUGGACAGUAUAUUCUAUUGGUCAUUAAUGCCUCAUGAUUAAUAAAUAAUAUUCAACUUUAAGCCGUUUGAAGCACUUGGCGUGAGAAAAAGGAGCCGUUUCCCCGCUUUGUGGACUUCUUUCCUCCAAUACCCUUCAAUUCUCAAGGCAAAAAGAGGGCGAGACGGGAGAGGCGGUGAGACAACAUGGAUGAGGAAUAUGAUGUGAUCGUUCUGGGCACCGGACUCACGGAAUGCAUUCUGUCCGGGAUCAUGUCCGUGAAUGGGAAAAAGGUCCUGCACAUGGACAGGAACCCCUACUAUGGUGGGGAGAGCUCUUCCAUUACACCCCUGGAGGAGCUUUACAAGCGCUUUACUCUCCCAGAUAGCCCACCUGAGUCGAUGGGCAGAGGAAGGGACUGGAACGUUGACCUCAUCCCCAAGUUUCUCAUGGCCAAUGGUCAGCUUGUGAAGAUGCUGCUAUACACAGAAGUGACACGGUACCUGGACUUUAAGGUAGUGGAGGGAAGCUUCGUCUACAAAGGAGGAAAGAUCUACAAGGUGCCGUCAACUGAGACCGAGGCGCUAGCUUCAAAUCUGAUGGGAAUGUUUGAGAAGCGAAGGUUUCGGAAGUUUUUAGUCUUUGUGGCCAAUUUUGAUGAGAAUGACCCCAAGACUUUUGAGGGCGUAGACCCCAAGACAACAACAAUGAGGGAUGUGUACAAGAAGUUUGACCUCGGCCAGGAUGUCAUUGACUUCACCGGCCACGCCCUGGCCCUCUACAGGACAGAUGAUUAUCUUGAUGUUCCUUGUUUGGAGACGAUCAAUCGUAUCAAACUCUACAGUGAAUCACUGGCACGAUAUGGGAAGAGCCCCUACCUCUACCCUCUGUACGGUCUGGGAGAACUGCCCCAGGGAUUUGCCAGGUUGAGUGCAAUCUAUGGAGGAACCUACAUGCUGAACAAACCAGUGGAUGAAAUAGUGAUGGAAGGUGGAAAGGUGAUUGGAGUGAAAUCUGAGGGCGAGGUGGCUCGUUGUAAGCAGCUCAUCUGUGACCCCAGCUACAUCCCCGACCGUGUCCGCAAGGCCGGUCAGGUGAUCCGUGUGAUCUGCAUCCUCAGCCACCCCAUCAAAAACACUAACGACGCCAACUCCUGCCAGAUCAUCAUUCCUCAGAAUCAGGUUAACCGCAACUCAGACAUCUACGUGUGCAUGAUCUCCUAUGCUCACAACGUGGCAGCCCAGGGGAAGUACAUUGCCAUCGUCAGCACCACAGUGGAAACCAGUGAGCCCGAGGCUGAGAUCGAACCGGCCCUGGAGCUGCUGGAGCCCAUCGACCAAAAGUUUGUGGCUAUUAGUGACCUUUAUGAGCCCACAGAUGAUGGUACUGACAGCCAGGUCUUCGCCUCAAGGUCCUAUGAUGCCACCACCCACUUCGAGACCACUUGCAACGACAUCAAGGACAUCUACAAACGUAUGACCGGGAGCGACUUUGACUUUGAGAACAUGAAACGCAAACAGAAUGAUGUGUUUGGGGAGGAUGAGCAGUGAGCGGUAGAUGGGGCUUCCGAGAGAGGGCGGGGUUGGGAAAGGAGGUAGGGCCGGAAAGGGGGGCUAGGAGGCGGCAGAGCCUGCGGUGGAGGAACCGGGGCUGCCUGAACAGUGCUUUAAAAACAAAUGGGCAGGGAGGGGGCAAGUGAGAGCACGGUGGAGACGGUUUGUGUUUCUGGGCUCUGCCUUCCUUCAGCCGCUCGCCUCCUUUUCCUUACGUCUCUCUCUCUCUCGACACACAUUCAAACACAUAAAUGCUCACAAACACACACACCAUACACGCUUUUCAAAUACUCACACUCCCUUUCUCUGUCACUGAAAAGCAGGGUUGAUACGGUCUUUCAUUCCAUUGUAGAAUUUACAGUAUAAUCAUGUCUUAACUAUUAUCAUUAGAGGUGAAUUUAUUACUUGUUGUUGGCGAUUUUCAAGGCAUCUCAUCCUUUCUGUAACAUCUUUCUCAUAUCAGAGGUUGGGUGGGUGGAAGAUCGGCACUGAGAGGUGUGGACCGCAAGCUCUGACAUGAGGGAUCUGUAAUGGCUUAGAGUAGAAUCCUCUGGAAGGGUCACCUCCAGUUGACAUGCAUGCAUCUUUUACACACAGUAGUAUUGUACAUAGACUCAAAUGACACUGCGGUAUGAAGGCUGGACCAUUCCACGCACCACGCCUGUCAACCCUGCUUUCACUUUUCUCUUACUUGGUCUUUUACCUGUGUUACUUCAAUAGAAGCCGCUCCUUUUGGCAAAAUCUGUUGGUCGGGCAAAAAAAAAAUGUGAUGACAAAUUACAUGUAAAUGGGCUGUUCUGUCAACAUGAUAGUGCUCACUUUGCAAUGCUGUUGUGUUCCCUGUGCUAGCAGGCAAGCUAACCAGUGGCUAUUAACUGUCACCCCAACCCCCUUCCCCUCCCCACUCCAAAAAAAACCCAACAGUUCCUUUGUUUAUCUCUGUUGUGUGAUGUCGAUUUUGAAUUUGAAUAGUUUACAUUCUAACAUUUUAAAUUAUUGAAGAGUUUUAUUUCUAUAUGGUGCACAUUUCACUGGCUGAAGUUAUGAAGUUUACAGGAGCGGAGGUUGAAACUGUGGUCUUCGAGUUGAACAUUAAAAAACAAAAAAAGGGAAUGUCGGGAGCAAAAGAGGCAUGGAGAGGAUUAUAGUGUUGUUAGGUGAGACUUUCUAUGAAGUAUUCUGGAAGAAUUGUGUGACUAAGAACUUGUUGAGAUGCAAGGAAGUGUGCCACGGGGAAAAGAAUGUAUGCAGGGAAUGUUGUGGAUUUGACUUUCGGAAAGUUUCACUUUAGAGUGAAGAGAGUGAAGACUGAAAUUUCGGCUCAUAGUGAAAGCACCAGAUUGUGUCUUGGUUGUUUCAACCCUUGUGUUUGUCAUUGAGAUAAGUCAUUACCCUCGGGACUAAAUCCUACGAAACAAUUGUAGAAGUGAAAUAGAAGGAAAAGCUGGUUACUCCCAUAAUUUGAAGAGUUUGUAGCAUAGCAAAAAUAAGAAGCCACAGUUACAAGUGCCGCCCCAUGAGAAUGAACCGAAAUGCUAUGUGGUCGUAGCCUUAAUUUGGGGUCUAAUUCAAAUGUUAAAAAUGUUUUAACUACCAGGUAGUGGCAGGUCAGUGUUGUGCCAAAAAUGGUCUUUCUGUUAUUGGCAAAGCUUGCUGACAAUGUUAAAGGUUCACUGUGGUAGUGUGCGCUGCUCUGCAGAGCUGAGUGAACACUAUAGAAGGAAUAUUGUUUUCUAGCAGAUCAGGUGGGUUAUUGUACACCUGAGAGGAGACAGUUCUUCAUAUCUCUGGAGUGCACACUUACAGACAGAUCGAUCUGUGACUUGGCUUUCUACACAUCAAAAACAAACAGACAAGAUGCUUCGAUCAUCUCCUUUAAAACCCUGAAGCUGUUCCGUUUCACUUUAUCCGCCAUGACCAAUCCCUUAACAACUCUAAACAAAGUUAUCAUGUGUUUGGGGUAUUGACGUGUCUUACCGUUAUGCUCUAUUUAUUUGAAGUUUGCUGACGUAUUGUGGAAAGGUUUACGUCAAAUGCUGAAUAUGCUAUGCUCUUAGUUUACGUUCUGAUGAUAAAAAUGGAUUUUAAAAGUGAUGCACAUCGAAUUGUUUUUGUUAUUUGCUGUGUCAUGUAUUACGUUUACCUUAUUUACUGAUCAUUCCAGUGUCGCAUCACAGUUUAAUAUGAUUAUUAGCAUUCCUAAGAAACAAGUUUUGAUGGAAGGAAACAGCAACAGUCAGUCAUAGAGCUGAUAUCACAGUCUAUACAGCUGUGUUCACAACAGUUUCACACUGUGCAUCAUUCUACAUUGUGUGUGGUCUUCAUCCUGGAAACACGUUAUCUGAGAAAAACUGGAAUACUGUUUACUCCUUGAACAUAGGUAUAUCUGAAGCCCUUUCUCCCCCACCCUUCCUCAGCAUCAGAUACUGUCCUUUCUUUUUUUAUUUAUUGAAAACAAAAGCUCAUGUGUGGUUGUACUGUUUUAAUUUCCAUCCAGUAUGGCCUUUGAAAACCACUAUUGACAAUAUCCCUUGAAAUUGACAAAAGAAAUAGUUCAGGCUGAGUAGUAGAAAACUUACUGUCCUUGUUUGAUCACUAGUAUGUGAACAAUGCCUAAUGUCUUGUGUAACAAAUAAAAUGAAUUAAACUAUGAAUGAAAUGAUAGAAAAAUAAAAAGCACAUGGCAAACCUGGA